AUGCUCAGGCUGUCAGCCCGCCUCCCUCGUCGCUCCUUCAUUAUGCCUUCUGCCCGCAAGAACUCUACCACUCCCGAAGUUGCACCCAAAGGCUACGCCAUUGACCCAUCCGCUGGCCCAAUGCUCCGUUUCCAAGCAUCCCUCCCCAAACUUCCUAUUCCCGCUCUCGAAUCAACCGCGCAAAAAUACCUUGACUCUGCCAAGCCCCACUUAACCCCAGUCGAGUUUUCUCAAACCGAAGCCGCCGUUCAUGCCUUCUUGGGUUCUCCGUUGGCUGCAGAGUUGCAGAAACGGCUGGAGGCAAGGGCUGCUGAGCCCGGGAGAGGGAACUGGUUGAGCGACUGGUGGAAUGACGUGGCGUAUAUGGGCUAUCGCGAUCCCGUGGUCGUAUUCGUCUCGUAUUUCUACGUCCACGUCAAUGACCGCCUUCGCACCAAGCAAGCACAGAGAGCAGCGGCGCUCAUCAAGGCAAUGCUACCGUUCAGACAGAUGGUAGAAUCAAAGGAGCUCGAGCCGGAGAAGGUCAAAGGAGCCCCGCUUUGCAUGUCCUCUUAUAAAUGGCUCUUCCAUUCAUGUCGAUACCCCGUUAAACCUUCAGAUACCGCACACAAAUUCGACCCUGCAACCCAUAACCACAUCGUAUUUGUUCGCAAAAAUAAAUUCUUCCAGGUCCCCUUAGCCCAUCCUUCCGGAAAAGAACUCUCAGCUGCCGAGCUCGAAUCACAAAUUGAACGGGUUAUUGAACUCGCUGGCUCUGAGUUGGCGCCGCCCGUUGGUGCCUUGACGUCUGACAAUCGGGAUAAUUGGACAGAUGCCCGUGCUGCGCUGCUUGCUGCCUCUCCGGUCAACGCCGCCAGUCUAGAAGCCAUCGAAAGCGCUAUGAUCAUUGUCGCUUUGGAUGACACAAGCCCAGUUACUCGGGAGGAGAUCUCAAAAGCUUGCUGGGUUGGGGAUGGCCGCAACCGAUUCUAUGACAAGCACCAGCUUAUCGUCUUCGAAAAUGGUCGUUCGGGCUUCCUCGGCGAACACUCGUGCAUGGAUGGCACACCUACUUUACGCAUGAACGAGUUUGUUCUCGCCACACUUGCAACUGGGAAAGCCGAUCUUGGUACACCGACUGGCGAGACCCUGCCUACCCCCACUCUUCUCCCCUUCGAGCUUACGUCCUCGACGUUGUCCCUUAUCGACGGCGCAACGCAACGAUUCGAUGACUUGGUGGGCGAGCACGAGCUUCAUGUUCUGCAAUACACUGGAUACGGCAAAACCUUGGUGGCCAAGACGUUCAAAGCCUCCCCUGAUGCUUGGGCCCAACUGGUCAAACAACUGGCUUUUGGUCGCAUGUUCGGCCGUCCAGGGGUCACUUACGAAAGCGCUCAGACCAGAAAAUUCCAGCUCGGUCGCACAGAGGUCAUCCGUGCAGCUAGCAAUGAGAGCAAGGCUUGGGUCGACGCGAUGCUCGAUGUCAACGAAACUGACGAAAAUCGUGUCUCACUCAUGCGCGAGGCGAUCCGCCGUCAUGGAGAAUAUGCCACAUGGGCUGCAGAUGGGCAGGGUGUGGACCGCCAUCUCUUUGGGCUGAAGCGGAUGCUGCGGCCCGAUGAGCCGGUUCCCGAGAUAUACCAAGACGCGGCGUUUUCGCGUACGAAUCAUUGGGAGCUUAGCACGUCCCAGCUCUCCUCGCCGUUCUUCGACGGCUGGGGCUAUGGCGAGGUCGUGCCUGAUGGCUAUGGCUUGAGCUAUGCGAUUGGGGAGCGCUAUAUUCGCUGGACGAUUACGAGUAAGAGGGGAGAUGCCGCGAGAUUGAGGUAUUAUUUGGAAGAGGCUGCGACGGAGGCGAGGGAAGUGAUGGAGAGGGUUAUUGCGAAGGAGCAGAAGGAGGCUGCUGCUAAGGGCAAGUUGUAG
Molecule: messenger RNA, 1902 nt
Organism: Mycena indigotica
Lineage: Eukaryota; Fungi; Basidiomycota; Agaricomycetes; Agaricales; Mycenaceae
Product: Carnitine acetyl transferase
Exons: 4
Coding region: 1-1902 (633 amino acids)
Biological process (GO): carnitine metabolic process
Cellular component (GO): peroxisome; mitochondrion
Molecular function (GO): carnitine O-acetyltransferase activity
Source: RefSeq, a predicted model, not a curated record